AGGAAGAUGAAUGUGCGAAACCUGACAAUGGUGGCUGUGAGCAGCGCUGUGUAAAUACUCUGGGCAGCUACCAGUGCGCCUGUGAUCCUGGCUAUGAACUUGGUCCUGACAAAAAGAGUUGUGAAGCUGCUUGCGGAGGACUCCUGACAAAGCUAAAUGGGACUAUAACCACACCAGGGUGGCCCAAAGAGUAUCCUCCAAACAAAAACUGUGUGUGGCAGGUGGUUGCCCCAACGCAAUACCGAAUUUCAAUGAAGUUUGAGUUUUUUGAGUUAGAAGGGAAUGAAGUUUGCAAGUACGAUUAUGUGGAGAUUCGUAGUGGCCUUUCUUCUGAUUCUAAACUACAUGGUAAAUUCUGCGGUACAGAAGUGCCUGAAGUUAUCACCUCUCAGUACAACAACAUGCGAAUUGAAUUCAGAUCUGACAACACUGUGUCAAAAAAAGGCUUCAAGGCACACUUCUUCUCAGACAAGGAUGAGUGUUCGAAGGACAAUGGUGGCUGCCAGCAUGAGUGCAUCAACACGGUAGGAAGCUAUGUUUGCCAGUGCCGAAAUGGAUUUGUGCUACACGAAAACAAACAUGACUGCAAGGAGGCUGAGUGUGAACAGAAGAUCCACAGUCCCAAUGGCAUCAUCACAAGUCCCAACUGGCCAGACAAGUAUCCCAGCAGAAAGGAGUGCACAUGGGAAAUCAGUGCCACCCCCGGGCAGAGGGUCAAACUGACCUUCAAUGAAUUUGAGAUAGAACAACAUCAAGAAUGUGCUUACGACCACUUGGAAGUGUUUGAUGGUGAAAGUGAAAAAUCACCAAUUCUGGGACGCUUAUGCGGCAAUAAGAUACCAGAUCCUCUUAUUGCUACUGGCAACAAAAUGUUUCUCCGCUUUAUUUCUGAUGCAUCAGUUCAAAGAAAAGGCUUCCAAGCAACACACUCUACAGAGUGCGGCGGUCGUCUGAAAGCUGAAACCAAGCCCAAAGAUCUGUACUCGCAUGCUCAGUUUGGUGAUAACAACUAUCCGGUUCAGGCAGACUGCGACUGGCUCCUGGUGGCAGAGCGCAGCUAUCAAGUUGAGUUAAUGUUUCAGACUUUUGAGGUUGAAGAAGAGGCAGACUGUGGUUAUGACUACGUAGAGCUCUUUGAUGGUCACGAUAAGUCAGGUGUGAGACUUGGCCGAUUUUGUGGAUCUGGG
Pelecanus crispus (Dalmatian pelican) is the source of this 1187-nucleotide messenger RNA. The record is from RefSeq and is a predicted model, not a curated record. Lineage: Eukaryota; Metazoa; Chordata; Aves; Pelecaniformes; Pelecanidae.